GCCCUGUAACGUGUAACAUUCUCUGACACAUUGAACAAAUCUUCCAGUUUUAUGAUAUCACAAGUUUUUAUCUCUGGGAUUUUCAAAAGUCUCUCCUGGGUUUUAUAUACCGUCUCUGGAUUUUGUGGAGCUCAUGGCGGUUUUGCAGAUUCAGCAGUUUAAUGGAUUCGUUAAUUGCGAAUCGAGGGCUCGCACAAACCGAGGAAGAGGGAGAGCUUCGACGACAGUGUGCGUUCAAACACAAGUGGCUCCCUCUAGAACGCAGAGGAUAAUGGAGAAUAUAUCAGUUGGUGGAGAAGCCGGAGGUGCUGGUGGUGCUUACUCUUACAACGCCUUGAAGAGACUUGACAACAUUUGGUCCAACAUAUGCACUCAACCAACAGGACCGCAAGAAACCCAGAAAAUAGUUUCCAGGGUUUCUGGUUUCUCUCAAGACUAUGGUAUGGGGAAUAAUCUCGUUGGAACCUUUGACAUAGCUGUUUGUGGGGGUACUUUGGGGAUCUUCCUCGCCACAGCUUUAUGUGCAAAGGGUUUAAGAGUUGCUGUGGUGGAGAGAAAUGCAAUCAAAGGGAGAGAUCAAGAAUGGAACAUCUCAAGAAAAGAGAUGAAGGAGCUGAUCGAAGUCGGAGUUUUAACAGAAGAGGAGGUCGAAGAAGUAAUUGCUGCAAAGUUCAAUCCGAACAGAUGUGGAUUUGAGAAUCUUGGUGAUAUAUGGGUUCAAGAUAUUCUUAAUCUCGGCGUUUCCCCAGCUAAACUUGUGGAGACUGUGAAACGACGUUUCAUCUCUCUUGGUGGAGUUAUUUUAGAAGACUGCAGCCUCUCGAGCAUCCUUAUCUACGAUGAUUUAGCUGUUAUGCAACUUUCUAAAGGUGACAUAUUAUCUUCUCGUCUGGUCAUCGAUGCAAUGGGAAAUUUUUCUCCUAUUCUCAAGCAGAUUAAAGGUGGUAGAAAGCCAGAUGGAAUGUGCCUUGUUGUUGGAUCUUGUGCUCAUGGGUUUAAGGAGAACUCAUCCAGCGAUGUGAUUUACAGUAGUUCAUCGGUGACUAAAGUCGCAGAUUCCAAUGUACAACUCUUUUGGGAGGCCUUCCCUGCUGGUUCUGGUCCAUUAGAUCGGACUACGUACAUGUUCACUUACACUGAACCUCAAUCAACAUCUCCGAGUUUAGAGGAUUUACUUGAAGAAUACUGGAAACUGAUGCCGAAAUACCAAGGAGUCUCUCUUGAUGAAUUGGAAAUACUGAGAGUUGUAUACGGAAUCUUUCCUACAUACCGAAAUAGUCCUUUACAAGCCGCAUUUGAUCGUGUUUUACAGUUUGGUGAUGCUAGUGGUAUUCAGUCACCUGUUUCAUUUGGGGGUUUUGGAAGUUUGACCAGACACCUUGAAAGAUUGUCCAAUGGAAUCUAUGAGGCAAUAGAUGGAGAUUUACUGGACUCGGACAGCUUAUCAAAGCUAAAUCCUUACAUGCCCAACUUGAGCGCUUCAUGGCUGUUUCAAAGAGCAAUGUCUGCAAAGCAACAACCCGAUGUUUCCCCUGGCUUCAUCAACGAGCUUCUCCAUGUAAAUUUCAGUUGCAUGCAGAGAUUGGGCGAUCCGGUUCUUAGACCAUUUCUUCAGGAUAUAAUACAGUUUGGUCCACUAGCGAAGACAUUAGGCCUUGUUAUGCUGACCAAACCUCAGAUAAUUCCAUCGAUAUUCAGACAGGUGGGGAUACCUGUUCUGCUCGAUUGGUCAGUUCAUUUUUUUAUGCUGGGAUUGUAUACAUUCCUUUCUGCAUACAUCGAUCCAGUAAUAAGGCCAGCUUUGGAAGAGCAGCCAUUAAAGACGAAGUUCCAGUGGAAGAGACGACUUGAGGCCUGGAGAUAUGGAGCUGGCCUCGAUUACGAGUUGUGAUGUCCAUCUUUCUCAAGAGUGAUACCCUCAUCAACACUGGCUAUUGAGCUUCGAUUUCCAGCUUUUUGAAAUAUUAGAAAAAUUAUCUUCUUGAUGCCAUUUCUGAUUCAAAAGUUUAUUGUAUCGUCUUUCCUCCAUAGUAUAUAUCUAUCUUCACAAACUUCAUAAAUGGCACACUGGCUAUCAAAGUAACAAAUGUAUGUUGACUAGGAAAGUAGAAAUUUCUCCAAAUGGCCAAUGAACGGAAGAAUGGUGAGUCUUUCAAACCGAAGGAAGAUGCAGCAGCACCACAUGAGUCACAUCAGAUCGAAAACAUAGUCUUAGUUGGGCGUAGAGGGAACGGAACAGGGAACAGCGUACUCAGAGAAAAAGCGUUCAUCCUGUAAACAAAGAUUCAAUUAUCGAUGAAAGAUACUAUUCAGCUAAUCAUUGAACAUCAACAUUACCAGAACCCUCAAGAGUGACUAAAAUAUCACUAAGUGACUAAUUAUCAAAGCAACAUCCUUAAAUGGUCAAGCCCUGUGGUUCUAAUUAUCAAAGCAACAUCCUUAAAUGGUCAAGCCCUGUGGUUCUUUCUUUACUGUCGUGAACUACACUUAAUUAAGCCCGCUUGUCUUUUUGGACAACAUACCAACUUGGGCGCAUCAUGAUGGCUGUUUCAAAGAGAAAUGUCUGACAAGCAACAAUCGUAUGUUUCCCCUGGCUUCAUCAACGAGCUCCUCCAUAUAAAUUUCAGUAGCGUGCCGGUAUGUUACACACAAUGGUCGCUUGAUCGAUACCAAAUGAUCUUAAUCCAAAAGAAACGUCCGAUACAUACCUCACCCCAACUCUCUCAGGAAUCUUUCUGCCUCGACGUAAACGAUUUUAACUACCAACAGGUAGAUCUCAGGGUUUACCAGCUCAAACAUAUCUUAGUUUCAAGGUCGUGUUCUAAGUCUCAGGUGAAUGCAUGCUUCCAACGAGUGCAGUAUAAACCUUAUUAUCUAUUGUAUACCCUUUCCUUUUCAUCUCAUCGUACAAUCCAAAAGCUUCGUCUGAUUUUCCAGCCUUGGACAAACCCGAGAUCAUCACCGUGUAUGUCACAGAACUCUGGUCCAAACCCUUGGACCUCAUCUCGCUAAAUAGCCUCACUGCUUCGUCCACGUUAUCAGCAAUACACUCCCCGUGCAUGAGCGACGUGUAGGUAUAUGCAUCCGGAUCCAUCCCUUUUGCUUCCAUGCUGGCCCUAAGUUUACGGGCUUCCUUAACUUUCCCUUGCUUGCAGUACGCAUAGAUCAUCACAUUGUACGUGAUAUCGUUGGGCUCUGCUCCCUUGCUGCUCAUCUCCACAAACAGCCUCUUUGCCUCCUCGACGUUCCCUUCUUUGCAGUAAACAUCGAUCAAAUUAGUAUAACUAACAGUGUUAAGCCUCACACCACCUUCCAUCAUCCUGAACAGCCAUUGCUUUGCCUCGUCGUACCUUUUUAGUCUACUCAAACAGCUAGCGAUGGUGUUAAAAGUGUAAACAUCAGCUUCAAACCCUUUCUUCUCCAUCACAUCGUAAAUCGUUAAAGCUUCAUCAAUCAUCCCUUUCCUGCAAUACCCAUUGAUCAAUGUAUUGAAUACAACCUGAGUGAUGUUCACUCCUCGGCUUUGCAUCUCGUUCAUCAGUAUCUCAGCGGCACCCAUUUCCCCUACUUUACACACCCCGUCGAUAAGCGCACCGUAGGUGUGGCUACUCGGCGAAAGACCUUUCUCUGUCAAUUCAUCAAACAACAAAAACGCUCUUUUCAUAUUUCCCUUUUUGCAAUGCCAACUUAUCAGAGAAGUAUACGAAUGGAUAUCGGAUUCUAUUCCUCUCUCACGCAUUUCAUCGAACAGUUUCUCGGCAUCAACCAUUUUCCCAUUCUUGAUGCCCAGUUCCAUCAAAAGCGUAUACGUAGCCUUGUUAUACGCAACACCAUUCUUCUUCAUCAGCUUCAAAAUCUCUUCUACGCCGGAGAAGUCUCUCUGUUUAACGUAAGCAUUGAUGAUGGUGUUGUAAGUAUAAGCUUCGGGUUUGAUUCCUUUACCAGAGAACUCUUUUAUCAGUUUCCUGCUCUUUUCAACUUCGCCUCUUCUGCAUAAUCCUUCCACCACAAUCGUCAAUGAGUAAACAGUUAUCUUCACUCCAGAAUCAACCAUUCGCCUGAAAAUGCUCAAACAGAGAUCAAUUCUCCGGCGUUUCUUCGCCGCCACCAGAAAAACAAUGCAGGAUCUCUCGUCGAUUUUCAAACCCUUAUCGACCAUGUAAUCGAAAACCUUUAAACCCUCUUCGAACAUUCCGUUAUCCACAUAAACCCUAAACAUCAAAUCGAAAACAGUCUCCGAAAAUUCAAGCUUUUCUUCGGAAACGCCACAAUCCGCCAUCGCCGAUCCUAAAAUCUCAACCGGACGCCCGUAAAACCCGUCGGAAGCAACCGAAUUCAGAAGAGACUUCAUCUCGUGGAACCUCCGGUCGGAAUACAGGCGGUGAGCUAAGGUAACGACCGCCGUGAGAUCGGGUUUGAGACGGGAUUCGAAUGAGCGGAGAAACUUGAAGAAAUCGAUGCACGAUUGGGUACGAAGAGUGGGCUCCGAUAGAACGAGGCGGGUUACAUUCGAAUUCAGGUUGAAGAGAAGCGACGGAUCCGAUUGGAGUUUCCCGAUGCUGGAUUUCUCAAGGCACGCCGUGAUUCUUAUGGCGGAUUCUCUAUCUGAAAUCAAAACCGGAAAAGAUCUCUGCUUCGGAGAUAAGACGUUGAAGAGUCGCGAGAGUUUAGCAGAAGACAUGCUUCCUGUUUCUUUGUUCACGCGGAAGAUUCAAACUCUACUCUUCUCUUCACUAACCUUCUC
Thlaspi arvense is the source of this 4744-nucleotide messenger RNA. The record is from the annotation of a GenBank genome assembly. Lineage: Eukaryota; Viridiplantae; Streptophyta; Magnoliopsida; Brassicales; Brassicaceae.